Marasmius oreades (fairy-ring Marasmius) is the source of this 315-nucleotide messenger RNA. RefSeq lists its product as uncharacterized. NCBI's taxonomy places the organism in Eukaryota, Fungi, Basidiomycota, Agaricomycetes, Agaricales, Marasmiaceae. The transcript has a single exon. Bases 1 to 315 code for a protein of 104 amino acids. The record is from RefSeq and is a predicted model, not a curated record.
AUGCCUACGACCGUGACGCGUACGAAUAGUUCAGGCUUCGUUUUCAUUUCUGUUUUCCCACUUCCGUUUCCCGUUUCAUUUACAUACUAUAGUAAUGACAUUUCGGUUUCCUUCCUUCGAUUCAUCUCUUCAUCGAACAAUAUGGCCACCGGUGCCCGGAAGUCCUACUGGAUGCUCGCCGAUUGUGGCGUUUUCAUCAACGUCAGGUUGUUUCAUGAGCUGAUAAAAACUGUUCCAGAGCGAAGCAAUAGUCUCGUAUUCCUUCGUCAUUCCGAGUACUUCUUCGAGUUUUCUGUUCAGGCCAUUGGUCGAUGA